AUGGACUUCGCUGAGGACCGCUACCUCGAGCAAAAAGAUUUAGAGGAGCAGAGAGGGGAUGCGGGUGUUUGUGACGGCCUGGGCUAUGGGACGGGCACAGCAGUCAUGGGUUUGCUUGUGCCCACUUAUCCUCAACCAUUGCUUCACAGAGAGACGUGGGCAGAUAGGCAGUUUCUGGGCAGGUGCCAAGAUGCAGAUGGGCAGAGCAGCGAAUUGAAUGUUUGUAGCAGAGUGGGGGGGGGGCACCAUAGUCCAGAGAUAAGGAGCCUGCUGCUUAAACUGACACCUUUCCUGAUCUCCUGCAUUUUGUAUUUUGCCCUGCUGCUGCCUGAGCCCAGCGUACUGAGCACUGUUGUCAAGUGCCUCCCAACUCUUUCCCUGGCGUACUUCGUGGCCAUCCAGGCUUACGGCACGGAGGUCUGGACACCCUACGCCCAGCGGAUAUUUCGAGGGCUGCUCUUCUCGGCAGUGGGAGAUCUUUGCUUGGUGUGGCCGAAGCUUUUUGUCCUAGGAAUGGCCGCCUUCGCCGUCUGCCACAUCUUUUACAUUUCCGCCUUUGGCCUGCGUCCCUUCCGGCCGCUCACCUUGCUCCUCCUCGUGGGGCUGGGGGCUGCUGUCUACAUUUAUCUCCUGCUGCCCUGCCUGACGGGCCCGUACGUCUGGGCCGUGGGGGCCUACGGGGGUCUACUGUGUGCCAUGACCUGGCGGGCUCUGUCUCGGCCCGCCCCUCAGCUGAGUACCUCCAUGGGCAGCGGCCUCUUCCUUGUGUCCGAUAUUUUUGUCGCUCUCGAUAAGUUCUGCUCCUCGCUGCCUCAUGCUCGCAUCCUUAUCAUGAGCACCUAUUACUCCGCCCAGGCUCUUCUCGCGGUUUCGGUCGCAUCUCAGAAUAAUCACUGGAAGAGGAGCUGA
Messenger RNA from Euleptes europaea (tarantolino), 909 nucleotides. RefSeq names its product transmembrane protein 86B (gene TMEM86B). NCBI's taxonomy places the organism in Eukaryota, Metazoa, Chordata, Lepidosauria, Squamata, Sphaerodactylidae. The transcript has 7 exons. Gene Ontology annotation, cellular component: membrane. The coding region runs from base 1 to 909 and encodes 302 amino acids. The record is from RefSeq and is a predicted model, not a curated record.